AUGGUAUCGUCGGAAUCUGAAAACAUUUUCGACUUCGCCGCGUUGGUCGGGAAGCCCGAUUGGAACAACUUGAAGGUAGUUCAUCGGAAUACACUCUCUCCAAGAUCCUCGUUUGAAAAUUACACUUCUAUUCAAGAUGCACUGGACGACAAGGGAGCCCUGACCGUCUGCCUGUCAGGUACGUGGAAAUUCCAGGUGUUUCCAUGUCCCUUUGACAUGCCAUCCAUCUCUGCUCCUGAAAUGCAGCACAUGUCAAACUACCAGGAUAUUGAAGUUCCUGGAAUGUGGCAGCUUCAGGGCUAUGGCAAGGGCCCCGAGUACACCAACAUGGCUCUCCCAUUUCCGGUAGACCCGCCCAACGUUCCGCUAUUUGAGAACGAGACCGGUCUUUACGUUCGGGAGUUUAAGGUUCCGGCCGACUUUUCAGGACAUCAACUCCGACUGCGAUUCGAGGGUGUAGAUUCGGCCUUCCACGUUUACGUGAACAGUGAACUCGUUGGAUACUCUCAGGGAGCGAGGAAUCCAUCAGAAUUUGACAUCACGAACUUUGUCUCACUUGACUCAUCAAAUAAGCUCUCUGUUGUUGUCUACCAACGAUGUAAUGGUACCUAUCUGGAAGAUCAGGAUCAAUGGUGGCUGAGUGGUAUUUUCAGAGAUGUGAACCUGAUUGCGUUUCCUCAAGUCCGCAUCGAGGAUGUGAGGAUCAAAACCCUCUUGGACGCUGAAUACAAGAACGCUAUCCUCGCUAUCGACCUCACCACCAACGGCGCCACAAACGUACGUCUAGAUUUGUACGAUGCACAACUCCGGAAGAUCGCCACAACAUCCCAAUCAAUCCCCAAGACAGGAGAAACCACCUUUACCCUUGACAUUCAGAACCCGCACAAGUGGACAGCCGAGACUCCGUACCUAUACCAAGCCAUCAUUACAAUUGACGAAAGCCAACAUACAAUCGCGCAGAGAGUCGGCUUCCGCCAGGUGGAAAUAACAGAUGGCAUCAUUACAGUCAACGGGAGACGCAUUGUCUUUAGAGGAACCAACCGCCACGAACACCAUCCCAAGUAUGGGCGUGCGGUCCCUUAUGAAUUCAUGCGUCAAGAUCUUCUGUCAAUGAAGAAACACAAUAUCAACGCCAUUAGAACAUCGCACUAUCCUAAUGACCCUCGAUUUUACGACUUAGCCGAUGAGUUGGGCUUUUGGAUCAUGGAUGAAGCUGAUCUUGAAUGUCAUGGAUUCUCACCCGUGGAGCUUGCUGCAUUGACGGACGAGGAAAGAAGGAUGUCCAAGAAGGGUGUUAUUUCCCUGGAAUGCGGUCGCGCAACCGAAUGGAUCUCAAAUGACCCUGACUGGGAAGAAUCGUUUGUGGAUCGUGUGCAGCAGCUGGUUAUUCGGGACAAGAACCAUCCAUCAGUGAUCCUCUGGUCCUUGGGUAAUGAGUCUUACUUUGGUAAGAACAACAUUGCCUGCUACAAUUGGGCCAAAGCCUACGAUGACACGAGGCCCAUCCAUUACGAGGGUGACCGUGAUGCCGAAGUUGUAGACAUGUAUAGCUUGAUGUACCCUGCCAUGGAGGAAGUUAUUGCUCUUGAGAGGGAAUCUCCACAAAGGAAGCCAAUCAUCUUGUGCGAGUGCCUUUACGGAAUUGGCAACGGAGCUGGAGCUAUCCAGGAGAACUUCAACAUGAUCUACGAGUACCCGCGAAUCCAAGGGCUUUUUGUGUGGCAAUGGGCUAGCCAGGGCAUCGAGACAACCAAUGCAGCUGGCGAGAAGUAUUAUGGAUAUGGAGGCGACUUCAAUGAUCCCAUCAAUGAUGGCCAUGAUAAUAUCCAUGGCUUCAACUUCUCCGACCAUACACCAAAGCCCGCCCUUUCUGAGCUCAAAAAGGCUUUGGAACCGGUACAUGUCAUUUCAGCUACCAAAUCAGGUUUCUCCUUUGUGAACAGAUACGACUUUGAUAACCUCUCCAAUUUGGACUGCGAGUGGUCCAUUGUUGGUGAUGGAUACUCCACCGAACGAUCCAAGAUCGAUCUGCCCUUGAUAAAGCCAGGAGAAACUGCCGAGAUCAGCAUUGACGCUAUCCAUGAUGACAGGGAGUGUUACCUCGAGAUUAUCUUCAGUCUCAAGAAUGAUACUCUCUGGGCAGCCGCCGGUCACCGAGUUACCGUAGCACAGUUCAGACUCCAGGCCCCAACGGAAAUCCCUGACAGCCCUUCUGAAUCUCCUAUUGUGAAAGAGGUCUCAGGCUCGAUUCUUGAGAUCAAAGGUGGAGCAUCUUCGUGGGAGUUUGAUUAUCUCCGUGGUAUCUUGCUAUCCUGGACCAAGGAUGGAGGAGCUAGCUUAAUCGCAUCUCCGCCAACAUUGAGUUUCUAUCGCGCCAUGACUGACACUGAUGUCCUUGGUGACGGAGUAGAAUGGGCCGCGAAACAGUUGAGGCACGUCAGGCCAUUCACAAAUAACGUCAAAGUUGAAACAUGUAGUCAUCAUGUCACUAUCCAAGUUUCCGCUCGGGCUGGCCCUGCGACUUUGGAAUGGGGCUUCAACCUGACAACAACAUAUACAUUCUCUCUCGAUAGGGUGACUAUCAAUGUGACUGGGGCUCCUUUUGGAGUUAAUGCGCCUAAAACUCUCGCAAGGAUCGGUCUAGAGUUUGAUAUCUCCCCUUCCUUUGACAGUGUAGCCUGGUUUGGUAGAGGGCCGGGUGAGGCGUAUAGAGACCGUAAGAACGGGCAUCACAUCGGCAACUGGGAGUCGACUCUCGAUUCUAUUUCCACAGAGUACGAGUAUCCCCAAGAGAGCGGUAACAGGACUGAUGUGAGAUGGGUCUGCUUUAAGAACACAGAUGGUCCCACAACCACCAUCAAAGCAUAUUUUGGUCAGCUCGAUGGAUGCAGCUUCAACGCCUCUUACUAUGGCAUAGAUGAUCUGGAACGCUCGAGGCACCCAUGGGAGCUCACGACCAGGAAGCAUCCAACUAUCAGGCUGGAUUGGGACCACCACGGCCUGGGAACUGGGAACAUUGGCCCCAAAACGCUGCCUCAGUAUGCACUAUACAACAAACCAUUCAACUAUACUGUCACAUUAGAAUGA
This is a messenger RNA of Clonostachys solani, 3087 nucleotides long. Lineage: Eukaryota; Fungi; Ascomycota; Sordariomycetes; Hypocreales; Bionectriaceae. The record is from the annotation of a GenBank genome assembly.